CAUCAUCGUUCAUUGGGUAACGUGUAUUCAUUCCAUCCAAUGGCGGGCGUCCAAUACAAAAUCCCCGCGAAAUUUCUUCUCUGCCAGCGGAACGGGUGGAGAGAAACAGCUGUAGCGUCUCUGAUCAGCUGCUUCACCGAACUGUAGGAAUAACGUGUUCUGAGGCACGGAGAUCAAGAGCCAGUGACGGGCAUCGAACUGACGGACUUGCAGCCGGCAUGUUGCGUGCCGCGAGGGCUCUCGAGCCACUCCGCAGGCAGUUUGGCCUCUGAACGUGAAUGUAAAUGUGCCAUCAUCGUACAUGAGCCCGUCGCCGUCGCCUGACGAGAUGGUGAUCCAGCAGAGGGGGCGCCGUCGCAUGCCGGUGACCUGGAGUCCCGAUUUGGAUGCCGCCAAGCAGCAGCACCACCAGCACACCCCUGUUAAGAGCAGUCCGGCAAAGAACAACUCCAAUGGCUCUGGAAUCGUUCUGCGCAGUACUCCUCGAAAAAGGCUCCUGCUGGAUGCAUCCGUCAAGGACCCGUUCACCACUCCAGAGAAAGUGCGACGGCUGUCGCCGAGCAAGGUGUCCCCAAACAGCAAGAAGGCAGCACGCGUGGAGCGGCUGGCCACGCCUUUGGAGGGGCCAUUAGAUCUGGCCCUGUUGGCUCUGUCACCGCAACAGCUGGUGGACAUCGUGCAGCAACUCAUGGUCAAGCAUCAGUUCCUCGAGCAGGACGUGAAGGAAUUGCUGCCAGUACCUGACAUUCGGCCUCUGGAAGAUCGCCUCAGCGAGCUUAGAAAGAAUAUCUACAAAUCACUUCCCAACUCUCGCCUCACCUCCAAGACUGACUCGCCGGCUUUCAACAGAGUUGCUACUCAUUUGUCAGUCUUCAAAAAGUGCCUAUUAGAUCAGUUACGCCAGCUGACCAGCUCUCAGAACUGGGGAGCUGUGCUGGAGUAUGUCCUGACUGCGUGGACAUACGUGCGUGCCACACCCCUGUGGGACAAUCCUCCACACAACAAUUGCCGUCGUGCCUGCUUCAAGUCCCUGACUGCCUCGUGCUUGAGUGCCUUGAAACGUGGAGGGCCAUGGUCGCUGAGGCAGCUGGAGCACAUUGAGACAAAGUUGGAAAGUAUGGCUGCAGAUAGUGAAGACAUUCAAGCCUGUAUUAAGCAUCUUGCAAUUCUCAAGAAGUAAUGGAAACACAGAAAUAGUUUUUAUUCCUUGCUGCCGCAAACUAGUUUUUAAAAUUGUUGAAUUCUUUUAGAGAAUAUUUUGUAGCAAGAGUUUUAGGAUAUGACAUGGUAAUAUGUGCUGUAUGGCUGUGUUCAGCACUUUAAACACAAAUUUAAGGAAGAAAAUCAGCAGACUGAUGGUUUUACCAACCUGCAAAGGACCUGGAAUUUUUUAAUUACCCCCUUCUCUUUUUUUAUGUGCUAGGAAAGAUUUCAGUUACCGAAUGUGUGUGUUUAGAAUGUUUAUUUUAAUGGUAUCAUUAUCAUUAAUUUAAAUCUUUGUACAUUAGUUUGCGGUUAGCUUAUUAGUCAAUUGUUGCAAAUGGCUGUAAGUCUUAUAUUAAGAAACCUAACCACUGUCAUGUGGUUUAAAAUAGUACAAACCAAACAACGAGAGAAUUUGGAAAUGCUUCUCUAAAGAAUAUUAAUUGUAUGAAGUUGAGAUUUAGUGUUUGUUAUUGAGAAUAAUGUUUCUGUUUUGUCAUCGAGUAACUUAACUAAGCCUCUGGAGAAUUUGAAGAUGUAGUUUUGUAUGGUUUCAAGAUCAAAUUGAAAUUCAGUGAUUUGCAAAUGAUCUUCAGAAUGUAAUAUACAAGGCUAACUGAAUGAAUUUAAAAUAUCGAGAGAAAAAAUUGUUAGCAAGACAUGUUUUUUGUUGUUGGUUUUUUUGUGCCAGAAGCUUUUUGAAUAUUAUUGCAAUAAUUUUUGACUGAUGUGUAAGCAUUCCUUUUGAUAUGGCAUUAUGUAUUGCAUUGGAGUUUAAUGUAUGUUGGAUGAAAAUAUUACUGUGAAACGUAUUGUUAAAUAUUUUAAAUUAUAACAUUGUCUUGUUUACUUUAGGUUAAUAAUUGUGAAGUAUGAAAUGAUUAUUUGUCAAUUUGUUCUAAUGGUAAAAGCUGAAAGGAUAAAAAUAACUUGUGUAGAGGUGGUAAGUAAAGUACAGUUAUGUAAAAUAAAACAAAAGUUUUUGCUUGAUAUACAGUAUGGUAAUUAACUUAUCUACACCAAAGAGCUGUGUGAUGAGUUUGUUGAUGCUUGCGGGGUAAAUGGAAAAGCUCCCUGAUUGUGUACCAACUGGUGUAAGAUGAAAAUGUAUAUUUUGGUAUUGUUCUUGGUGUAAAAAUGAAUUUUUGAAUGAACAUGUUUUCUGUGUCUUGUAUCCAAAAGAAUGGUUUAAUAAAAAUUAGUCCAAUUUCAUAA
Messenger RNA from Gryllus bimaculatus (two-spotted cricket), 2418 nucleotides. The record is from the annotation of a GenBank genome assembly. NCBI's taxonomy places the organism in Eukaryota, Metazoa, Arthropoda, Insecta, Orthoptera, Gryllidae.